AUGAUUCCAAUCCGACACCAUCAGCCACUCUUCACACCAGUUCUCAUCCAAACACUCCCAACGCUCACAUGGGAGAACUUGGAGGAACGGUCGAGGCUCGAGGGUGUUGAUCCUUGUUUCCUUCGACGAGCCGAUGGGCUCAGUGAUAGAAGUCCCGAGGAGAGCUUUGAAGAGAUGCGAGAUGUGCCCACGGAUCGAACGUCAUUCUUACCAGCUUCCGAGCCACAACCAGAAUGUUCGCAGCCACGAGUGACGGCUACGAUUAUGCCAAAUCUCAAAGCGACUCCACCAAUGAAGAUCACCUACAAAUCGCUGGAGUGUUAUUUAUGGAUCUCGUCAGAUAGAAUCGUCAUUGCGCAUCAUGACGGAGUGCCACUCUUGGUGUACACUGCUUCGUUCCAAGUUAAACAGGCAUUCGUCUACCAUUUUGGAGACAAAAAAGAUGAAAACUCGGAAUCUGUAUGCAUCAUUGGAGAGAAGAAAAUCGAGAUCAUCACUUCAAAAGGGAUGUUCGACUACGCGUUGCCUUUUGAGAUUGGAAAAGUGAUCCCAACGCCGCUUUGUAUUCUCAUUGAACGAGCCUCUGAAACUGACGAUUUUCUUUCAAAUACGUCCUCAAAUCUUUUCACGUUAACGGACACACUUGUCGGAGUAUUGCCAGCGAUUUUACAUAAGAAAGGUUACACCAACGAAUGGUACUACCCGUUUGAUUGUGAAGAAGUUAAAGUUAUUGGCGCCGAAAAGGAUCUUUUGAUCGUACAUGAUCCAACUCUCGAAACACAUCUCGUUUAUUUGAUCAAAAAGGUCGAGCCCGAUUUCUGGAAUACAGCGGCCCAAGUGACCGAGAAAGAAACGCCCAUUUCAUUGCGUCGUUUUUUAUUGUCACCCUCUAAAAGCCUCAGUGCAUCGAGGCAAAGAAGUUUCCGGACUCCGACUACUGAGCAAAGGACCCCGGGUCGUGGAACGGAGGAACGAGGGAGAUUGGACUUCAUUCAACUUUUGAAACAACGGCGAACGCCUUCAGUUCCUGAUCUUGGACGAACACCUGUGUCAGCUGUCUCAAGUUUUGCCGAAUCAUCGAUGGCCGGGACUAGCACGAUGCAUCAAGAUACUGCAUUCUGGCCAUCUCACUACCCGAAAAUCCACGAAAUAGAAGAGUACGAGUUUGGAGACACGCUUUUCGACGAUUAUUAUGGUACUAAUAUUUGCAUCGAAUUGUUGUUUUCGGAAAAAGCGGUUAAUGCUGCUUCAACCUCAGCCGCAGCUAAAAAGGCGUUUCUUACAACCGAUGUAAUUGGAAUCGAAUAUUUGGCUCUUCUUAUCCCGGUCGUCGAUGAACAGUGCGAGUUACGGCUCUAUAAUCUGGGCGAGUUGCGUAAAGGAAGGAUUUCGAUGGAGGCAACAAUGUGCAAAGAUGCCUCGAGUUUAGCUGAACCCGGUUACAUGAUCGUGCAAGAUCUGAACUCAAAUCUACAGCUGCACUCGGGAAUUAAACGACUAUGCUUGGUGGCUUUAUGUGCAGAGCCAACUCGAACGGACAUCUUCUUUCAAAAUGGCACCGAUGGAUUCUUCUGGAGAAGUCGUGAGUAUGCCUGGAUCUGCAAUUUUUCGAGAUUCCCGAUGACUUUCUCCAACUCAUUAUGCAAACGAAUUUGGGAUGUGCUCGUGCAGACAGUGGAACCAGAGAAAGCAAUUUCGCUCAUCUCUGAAAUCAGAAGCACUUUGACUCCAUUGCAGAAUGUUAAUGAGGAAAUUCAACGCUUCCUUUACUUGGUCAAUCGACACCUUGGCAUUAAACUGUCUGGAGAUUUUUGGGAUCCUGAAUUUAAACUCGCAAUCUCAUCGCCGGAUGUUCCAAGAGGAGGAGAAACGGAAGCAAAAGUGCCACGUCCACGGCGAAAUCUGGAAGAUAUAGCAAGAUGGGCUUUGAGCUAUGAUUUGGAUCCACUGACAAAGGCUUCUCCGACGGUUAAGUACGAGUUUCUACCGAAUGCCUUCUUAUCACCGGAUGUUCAACAUAUUCUCACAGCGCUUCACACUCUCUACGAAACGAUUCAAUUGUUCAAGAGGAAACCACCAGGAUUUGCAUUUUUCAUGAGAAAUCUCUAUGCACUAAAUAGGGCGCUUGACUGUGUUGACCGAGCACAGAUUUACGCCUCUGACGACUCAAAUUUGCGCAAAAUUCGAUUCGUAACCGAUAAUUCACAAGCAAUCGUGAAGCCAGCUGAGAAUUUGCCACUUUAUGUCCCAGCGCAAAUCGACAUCUUGAUGCAAUCGAGAGCGCUCACCGCUUUGCCACCAAAUGUUUCCAAGGAUGUAGCCGUUGUUUUGCUCGCUUUGGCCACCGCGUACGAAAGGGUGAAUCUAGCUGGCGAUUUGUACCAAUUCUUGGGGAAUGCGCGGAAGUUUUUCAAAGAUCAUCCCAUUGGUAAAUCAUCGCUCACAAGUGCCAAUUUUGUUAGCAAAACGUCUCUAGAAAGGCUCGAAUUUCUACUCGACGAAUUCCCGACGAUUCUCAACUUUUCCAGCCUCUCGCCAAUGCUCGAAUUUCUACUCAAGUUCAAGCUUUUCCAGCUAUCGGAAAAUAGCCGAUUCUUGAAGAUAAAGAAAAUCGAUUUUCAACAACCUGACGGGAUUGCUUCAAAUGAGGAGGGACGUUUAAUUUGUCGCUACCGAUGGCCACAUGACAUCCGCUUAUUCAAUGUGGAAAGUCUGCUGGAUAGUUCUCGACCUACUUUCAUCCCGAAAAGAAAUCACCAAAAUGAAGCCGAUGCGCGUGAAAUGUCCGAUCAAUUUGUCCUUACCGUUGCCAUUCGAACGAUGACACUGGCGUUUGGGAUUGCUGCUUUACAAUUGAGAUCCGUCCGUUUAUAUGUAAACCAACCGUUCAUUGUGCCCGAGAUCUGUUUCAGCGGUCGCUCAUUCCCCGAAAAUCGUCCCAUCGAAUUGACUAUUGGAGAUGGCCUACGAUCGGUGCGUGAUUGGGGUGAUUUUUACCAUGGAGUCUCCAGGGGAUUGUCGAUUCGGGCAGCCGAUGAGCAUUUGAUAUCCGGAGAAUGGAUUCAGAACGUAUUUACCGAGCAAAGUAAACCAUCAGCAACGGGAGCACAAGCAGCCAACAAUCAGAAUGUAAAACCCUCAGCUGCCUCUGCUGGAUUGCUACUCGGUCUCGGUUUGAACAACCAUCUGCCCGUGCUGAACAUCUAUAAUACACAUCAGAUGCUCGCCUCGCAAGACAAAUUUACUUCCGUUGCCCUACUUCUUGGCUAUGGGGCGUCGAAAAUUGGCACUGGAGAUGAACAGGCAAAUUGC
Messenger RNA from Mesorhabditis belari, 3312 nucleotides. NCBI's taxonomy places the organism in Eukaryota, Metazoa, Nematoda, Chromadorea, Rhabditida, Rhabditidae. The record is from the annotation of a GenBank genome assembly.